Malassezia restricta is the source of this 1509-nucleotide messenger RNA. Its product is annotated as dihydrolipoamide dehydrogenase. Gene Ontology annotation, cellular component: mitochondrion; oxoglutarate dehydrogenase complex. The record is from RefSeq and is a predicted model, not a curated record. NCBI's taxonomy places the organism in Eukaryota, Fungi, Basidiomycota, Malasseziomycetes, Malasseziales, Malasseziaceae. Gene Ontology annotation, molecular function: dihydrolipoyl dehydrogenase (NADH) activity; flavin adenine dinucleotide binding. The coding region runs from base 1 to 1509 and encodes 502 amino acids. The transcript has a single exon.
AUGCUGAGUGCUCUCCUGUCUCGUCGCGCAUGUGUGUCUGUGCGGGCCAUGCAGCCCAUGACGCUCCCGCGUGUGGUGUCGGCGCGUGGUCUGGCCACGGGCUCGGAGCCGUACGAUGUGGUUGUGAUUGGCGGUGGCCCGGGUGGCUAUGUGGCGGCCAUCAAGGCGGGCCAGUUGGGUCUGCGAGCGGCCUGCAUUGAGAAGCGUGGCUCGCUGGGUGGUACGUGCCUGAAUGUGGGCUGUAUCCCGUCGAAGGCGAUGUUGAACAACUCGCACAUUUACCACGAUGUGGCGCACGGUCUGAAGAAGCGAGGUGUGGACGUUGAGGGUGUGUCGCUGAACCUGCCCUCGAUGAUGAAGGCCAAGGACAAGGCUGUGACGGGUCUUACCAAGGGUGUGGAGAUGCUGCUGAAGAAGAACAAGGUCGACUACAUUAAGGGUAUGGGCAGCUUUGCCUCGCCGACGACGUUGGACGUGGAGCUGCUGGACGGUGGCAAGACGCAGGUCGAGGCGAAGAAUGUGAUCAUUGCUACGGGCAGUGAGGUGACGCCGUUCCCUGGUGUGGAGAUUGAUGAGAAGCAGAUUGUGAGCUCUACGGGUGCGCUGUCGCUCGAGAAGGUGCCGGAGAAGCUGGUCGUGAUUGGCGGCGGUGUGAUUGGUCUGGAGCUCGGCAGUGUGUGGAGCCGUCUGGGUGCGCAGGUGACGGUGGUCGAGUUCCAGGACUCGAUUGGGGGUCCUGGCGUGGAUGGUGAGCUGGUGGCCACGUUCAAGAAGAUUCUGGAGAAGCAGGGUCUCAAGUUUGAGCUCGGCACGAAGGUGUCGACGGUCGAGAAGAGCGGCGACAAGGUGACGAUCAAGGCUGAGGUGAAGAAGGAUGGCCAGCCGAAGGAGCUGGAAGCGGAUGUGGUGCUCAUGUCGAUCGGUCGUCGCCCUGUGACGAGUGGCCUGAACCUUGAGGCCGUGGGUGUCGAGGUGGACCAGCGUGGCCGCGUCGUGGUUGAUGACCAGUACAACACGACGUGCAAGGGCGUCAAGUGCAUUGGUGAUGCGACGUUCGGCCCGAUGCUGGCGCACAAGGCCGAGGAAGAGGGCAUUGCGGCCGUCGAGCUGAUCAAGAACGGUUUCGGCCACGUGAACUACGACGUGAUUCCGUCGGUGAUUUACACGUACCCUGAGGUGGCGUGGGUCGGCAAGUCGGAGGAGACGCUCAAGGAGGAGGGCGUCGCGUACAAGGUCGGCAAGUUCCCCUUCCUGGCCAACUCGCGUGCGAAGACGAACGACGAGACGGACGGCUUUGUCAAGUUUGUCGUCGAGAAGGAGACGGACCGUGUGCUGGGUGUGCACAUUAUCGGUCCGAAUGCCGGCGAGAUGAUUGCGUCGGCUUGUCUCGCGAUGGAGUACUCGGCGAGUGCCGAGGACAUUGCGCGCACCUGCCAUGCGCACCCGACGCUCUCGGAGGCGUUCAAGGAGGCGGCUCUGGCCAGUUAUGACAAGCCGAUCAACUUUUAG